GAGCGUAGGUCUAGUGUGACGUCACGGUAGCCUAGUUGGGUUAGGUUUUACGCUGGAAAUUCUAACGAAAAAUUUUUGUUUGACGAUUGAUGUUUUCCUCGUCGCAUUCACCGAACCGAGCGACGUAGCGAGCUGACGUAGUGGCGACCGGUGAUCGUGUUUUAUAAAUCGUGCGAUCGCGAAACCCCGCGCUGUCGACGUAUAUGAAAUUUUAAACGGAAAAUGAGUCGACAUGAAGGGGUAAGCUGUGACUCCUGCUUAAAGGGUAAUUUUCGGGGUCGCAGAUACAAGUGCCUCGUAUGCUACGAUUAUGAUUUAUGUGCCAGCUGCUAUGAAGGUGGUGCCAGUACUACACGCCACCUUACCGAUCAUCCUAUGCAGUGUAUUCUUACUAGAUCUGAUUUUGAAUUGUAUUAUGGUGGAGAAGGUGUCAGUGUAGAACAACCUCAAUCUUUAACUUGUCCUUAUUGCACAAGAAUGGGUUUUACUGAAGCUACUUUGCAAGAACAUGUUGCUGCGGAUCAUCCAGACACUUCAUUUGAAGUUGUCUGUCCAGUUUGCGCAGCUUUACCAGGUGGGGAUCCCAAUAAUGUAACAGAUGAUUUUGCUGGUCAUUUGACUUUGGAACAUCGUAGUGGACCAAGAGAUCUCAUUUCUCUUCUGGAUGAGCCAGCUUCAAGUCGACAUGGAGUCAGACGAAUACCUCACCCAUCCAGAGGCGUAGGAGGGCAACGUCCACGCAGGUCCAACAUGCAUUUCAGUUCGUCUGGAGGCUUAAGUCCCAGUAGUCGAGAGGGUAUAGAUCCAAUCGCAGAAUUGUUAUCGCAAUUGUCGGGGGUUCGUCGAAGUGGUGGUGGUACAGGACAAAGUUCUUCAGCACCGUCUCAACUACAGCAGUUGCAAAUGCAGUUACAGUUGGAACGGCAACAAGUUAGAGCUGCUAGGCAACAGUUGGAACGGUUGCCCAGGAGACAGACACAGGUUAUUGGUUCAGUUAGUGGAGGAGGUGGUACAAGUGGUGGUCACUCUACUAAUAUGGCAAGUGUAGUGGCAAGCAGUACAAGUAGUAAUAACAAUGCAACCAAUGUGGCCAACUCAUCUGUUGUUUCAUCUACCAACUCACAGAGCUCAAUGUUUCUGUUGCCUAGAUGCAUUACAACUACACUGUCUGAUUCACAAUUGCAAAAUGUUGAACGCGAGAGUGCAAACAGAAGCCUCUUCGUUCGUGAACUUAUUCUUGGGACACUUUCGCAAACAUUGCCAGAUUUGCUACAACAACAACUGUCCAUUGCACAGACACCAAUAUCAAGUGCAACUACUGCCACGACAAGUCCUGAAACACCAAAUGCAAAUGCUUCCACGAUUCCCACGAAAAAAUUAAAUGUAACUCAAGAAACAAAACGAGAUCAAACAUCAAGUAAACAUGUAACGCCACCCCCUGUGCAGCAACAGCAGCAAUCGCAUAUUGUGCAAGCUGCAACUGGUAGUGUCGGAACAGGUCUGCAAAAUCAAGGAUUGUCUACAAAUUCUAAUAGUAUCACGUCGCAGAAUCCACCUAUGGUUCAAACGUUGAUGCAUAGUGUAUUACCCCAACCACUGGUACUGCAGCAGCCACUGCCUCCACCAAUUAGGAAUACUGGUACUGGGACCAUCAGAGAACCCAUAGCAAGCCCGGCACCUGCAUACCUGAGAGGUGGAGUGGGUCCGCUUUGAAAGUCAUUCGUUUUACCAUUAACCUUUGGCUUGCCGUACAUACUAAUUGGGAUUCAACUGGAAGCAACGGAAAAUAGAUAUAUACAUACAUACACACUACUUUUUAUCGUACGUGGCGUAUUUAAAAACGUAUUUUAUACGUUUCCGAAUUUACUUUUCAUGCAUUCUACAACGAAUUUCUAGAAGAUCGAAAUUCGACCAGCGUUCAACCACCUCGUCUAGAGAAAACGUUACAAACUUUACGUGUAAAGGAAACAAAAUAAAAAAGACAAAAGGAAAAAAAUACAAAGAAACUAGAAAAACGGAUAUGCUCGUGGCGUAUUUUCGCUUCAUCCGAGAAAAAUACUGAAAAUUUUUGAAAAAGAAAAAAAGGAAAAAAAAAAACAAGAAAUAAAUAAAAAACAAAAUAGAAAGGCGAGAUAAACUUCCUCUGAUUACGACUUCUAUCUGGAUCUAACUUGUUAUACUUCAAACGACGUUGUCUAUCGCAUGUGUGUAUAUGUCGAAGACUUCUAUAACGUUUUUAUGCAUAUGUGCAAAGUGCAUAGAACAAAUGCAUGUAACCUUCGAGUGUAACAAAACGGAUGGAAUAGUAUGAGAAGCAAAGUAAAAAAGCAGCUUUUUGCCUUUGUACCUCGAUUCAUUUUAAGCGAAAGAACUUCUUUAAAGAGCGAGAGAGAGAGAGAGAGAGAGAGAGAGAGAGAGAAAGUGAGAAAGAACAAGACAAAGAGCAGCGAGUACUACUUAUUGUAUACACAGUGACAUACUUGCAAGUAUUUGUUAAGGACAAAUACUCUUUUUAUUAAUGACGUCCACACGAACGUAAAAUGCACUUUUCCUGUUAUUUGGUAUGCAUCCGAGAGUUUUGAUCGAACAUAUUACGAAUGUUACGUGUGCGUGCGUGCGUGCGUGUAUGUGUGUGUGUACACAUACUAGAAAUGAGUUUGUGAAAAAAAAUGAUGUGAUCGGGAGAGAAGGCCCAUGCGACACAUAAAACUCGACGUAAAGAUAAAACGAUCUAAUGUUUAUAGGAAUUCGACGAUUUUUCGUAAUGUUAUCGCACGAUGCUGUUCCUUAUUUUCUUAUCUAUUAGUCUUGAUUUAAGGCUUAUAUCUAGAUAGUGAAUAACUACUGUGGAUAAAGGCCAAUUGUAUGUGUGUGUUUGUAUAUAUAUACACAUACAUACACAUUUACAUACAUACAUAUAUAUGUAAGCGAUCAUGGGUGAUUUCAAUCGAUGCUAUAUGUGUAUGCGUGUAAUAAGUCACAAUUAUUAAAAAAAAAAAGAAAAAAAGAAAAAAAAAAGAAAAAAAAUAAUGAAAAGAAACCUUUACUUUUGGGAUCACGAUACGUCUUUAUAUUAUUAGAAAUUUCCUACUGUCGUAAAACAAAAAAGAUUAAUUAGUUUUCUUCUAAGUAAUUUUUCGUACGGACACAUGAUGAACCGCAUAAGAUUGAUGAUCGUGAUCGUUACCGUUGUUCUAAUCGUCAUCUCAAUUUUUUCGUUUCCUUCGAACAACGUGCGAACGUUAAGGAUUCUUUUCACGAAUAACUCUUUGCAUAAAAAAGAAAAAGAAAACAACAAUAUUCCAUUCGAUUAUAAAAGAAGACAUUUGAACGAUACGUGCAGUCAUUGAGAAAUUUAAGGUAAAUGAGUGUAUUGUUUAAGAUAAAAUUGAUUCGACAUUUUUUUUAAAAUUACGUCGGGUUACGAAGAUCAGUUUCGCGUGUUCUUUGUCUAUUUCUACUCGAAAUAAUUUCAAGAUAUAAGAAGUCGAAGAAGACGGAUGGGGCAAACUUGUUGUUUUUUUUUAAUGCGUUCCACUUUUCUUUCGAUUCGUAUUUUUGAAAUGAAAUGAUAAUGUAUAUCUUAAAAAUUUCGAAACUCGUAAGUCUCUGUACCGGUAAAUUUCUCUGUGUAUUUGGAUUUGCUGCUUUUCUUUAUCUUUUUUUUUUGUAAACUUCACGAUUAUAAUCGAAAGAUAUGCACGUACGUAGGUACGUAUACAUAUAUACGAAUGAAAGAAAUGUGAAAGUAUGCAAACGAUAAAGAAGACACUGUGGGUGAUGAAGAUGUUUACGUGGAAUGGUGUUUGACGAACAUUACUACUAAAGUACUAAUAGAGAAUUCAAAUGAAAUCUUAUACAUAAUAAGUAUUAAACUGUACAUUGUGUUUGAUUGUACUUUGUGUUAUACGCCUCUGAUGCUGAAUAUAAUGGAAAUUCAAUCGGA
Messenger RNA from Vespula pensylvanica (western yellowjacket), 3946 nucleotides. Its product is annotated as E3 ubiquitin-protein ligase KCMF1-like. Gene Ontology annotation, molecular function: zinc ion binding. The record is from RefSeq and is a predicted model, not a curated record. The coding region runs from base 223 to 1713 and encodes 496 amino acids. The transcript has 9 exons. Gene Ontology annotation, cellular component: plasma membrane. NCBI's taxonomy places the organism in Eukaryota, Metazoa, Arthropoda, Insecta, Hymenoptera, Vespidae. Gene Ontology annotation, biological process: synaptic signaling.